AUGGACGGGGGCGGCGGCGGGGCUUCCGACGGUUCCGUGCCAGGAGUCCUGCAGAAGGUCUUCAGCCUCAGCUUGGUGGUUCCGGAAGGCAACAUCACUUGCUCCGUCGCCUUCUGCCACUUCCCAGAGAUGUGGUAUGGUGUCCUCCUGUGGGUUCUGGUGUCGUCCCUCCUUUUCCACAUCCCCGCAGGAUUGCUGGCCCUCUAUACCCUUCGGCGUCACAGCUAUGGCAAGUACAUGUCAGUGAGCAUCCUGCUGAUGGGCAUCGUGGGACCAAUAACUGCAGGCACAUUAACUAGUGCUGCGAUUGCUGGUGUUUACAGAGCUGCUGGGAAGGAGAUGGCCCCCUUUACGGCCCUGAUGUUAGGUGCGGGGCAGUCCUGCUGCGUGGUGAUGAUUUCCUUCUUACGGAUUUUAGCCACGCUUUAGCAGUGCCUUGGAAAUGGAGGCCAGUGUGGACCAAGUGGCUUCAAGCAGCGAAGCUGGUUGCUGAAGAGAUCAAAGGGCAUGAUAAGCAAAGAAAUGCUCCUGCGAAAGCCUGACAAGAGUCGUACCUGGAUAUGCUGCGCUCAGGCACAGCUGCCCUUCGUCUUGCGGAAGCUUGUGCUGGAGAAUAUCACUGUGGGCCCUGUGUUCAAGUGGCCCUUUUAUCUUUGAUCAAGCAAAGCCCUCGAUUGCAGGGGAAAGACUGUUUCACACACCGAUUUUGUGAGCUUUGAGUGAUGUUUUAAGGCAAUUGAGGCGGCUCAGUCUCUGUCUUCUGGCCAGUCAGUACAGUGGAAUGACUGUGUGCGUGUGAACGGGUGAGAAGGAUGAAAUGCUUUUAAAUCUUUCUAGAGCACUGCCCCACGGGCUGGAAACUUUCACAUCCGGCUCUGCUGUCAA
This is a messenger RNA of Gekko japonicus, 885 nucleotides long. It is a transcript of the gene TMEM170A, whose product is annotated as transmembrane protein 170A. Gene Ontology annotation, cellular component: endoplasmic reticulum membrane. NCBI's taxonomy places the organism in Eukaryota, Metazoa, Chordata, Lepidosauria, Squamata, Gekkonidae. The record is from RefSeq and is a predicted model, not a curated record. Gene Ontology annotation, biological process: endoplasmic reticulum tubular network organization.